AUGUCUUUGAUAUUAGAAAUGAAUACAUUUAGAGUAAUAGCAAUUUAUCAUUCUGAUAUUCCAACUCAUCCAACAAAUGGGAUAACCGGUAUGCUAAAUGUUCGGAGCACUAUUCUAAGUCAUUUCGCUACCACAACAAUCACAAUUAAAAAUAUGGAACAAGUUCGCAAAGAGUCAGUUUAUGAAUAUUCUAAAGGAGUUGAUGCUAUAAUAAAUGUACAUAUGAAUUCACCAGAAUGUAGUAUGUGUGUUAUAGAGCAUAGAAAAAAAUCAGGAAAAGUAUUUUACGAGAGAAAUGUAUAUCAUGUAGAUGAAUCCACCAAUGGUCUAAUAAUUCAAUUUGCAAAAGAAAUAACUGAUGAUAUGAAUGUUAAAGAUAACGAUACUGUAGCGAAUAUGUCAUUCAAUUUAUCAUUGACUGAAGAACAGAAAAAAGCCAAAAAUGAUAUAAUUUUACCAUAUAUCAAAAUCAAUAUGAAGAAAAAAAAAAAUGAUUCUAGUGGCGGGAUUAUUUUUUAUGAACCUGAUGCUAAUGAUGAUUUUGACGAAGAAGACCCAGAUGAUGACUUAUCUAUAUAA
Molecule: messenger RNA, 579 nt
Organism: Racocetra fulgida
Lineage: Eukaryota; Fungi; Glomeromycota; Glomeromycetes; Diversisporales; Gigasporaceae
Source: the annotation of a GenBank genome assembly